AUGCUCCAGUGCCUAUCAUUCCAGGUUGUAACUUCAAUCAACGACUGCAUACUGCGAAGUCGUGGUCAUACAAGAUAUUUGAUUUCGGCAGAUCUCGAUGAAAUCAUUGUUGCUCACAAGGAGGAUUCGCUGCUCAAAUUGCUUGACAAACUAGAAAUGUUAUCAAAAGAAUCAAGAGCAUUUGUAAUUCGCAGCAGUUUCGCACUUUACGAG
Gongylonema pulchrum is the source of this 213-nucleotide messenger RNA. The record is from the annotation of a GenBank genome assembly. NCBI's taxonomy places the organism in Eukaryota, Metazoa, Nematoda, Chromadorea, Rhabditida, Gongylonematidae.